CGAAGGCGCGGUGUGAUCGCUUCAGAUGAUCAGCGUCCAGCCCGCCUUGCUGCUCGCCCUGGCCUCCCGCCCCGCCCCCUACUCGCCGGGCAGCCUGGCGGCCCCCUUCAACGCCAUCGGGCAGCCGCAAAACUUUGGAACGGGCGCCAGCCGGUUCGCCGCGGCGCGGCCGCACCCGAUGCGCAAGGGCGAAGGCGACGCCGAGACGAGGGCGCGGCGGCGGCUGCAGGCGGAGUUCCAGAGGCAGGUGCGACAGGACAGGGUCGCCAAGGCAGCUGCGGGCGAGUACGACCGCGCCGGGGCUGCCGAGGACGUGGCGCGGCUUGCGCGCUCGGCGCAGGUCGUCGUGUUUUCCUGCGAGAGCGGCGAGGAGAGCAGCAAGGCCGCGCGCCUCCUCCGCCUCGCCGGCGCAGAGCCGCGCCUCAUCGACCUUGACCCAAAGAGCGAGGAGGGUGCCGUGCGCCGUGCCGAGCUGCAUCGCCUCACGGGCUGCGCCGCGUUUCCCUCCGUCUGGAUCGGGGGCGAGAUCUAGCCGAGAUCGGGGAGAGAUCGAGAUCGGCGAGAGAUCGGCGAGGGAUGCCUGCGCCGCACGCUGCAUCUCCGCCAGCUUCGCGUCGUCAGCCGGUCGGCGCGUGUUGACACCGGAUCUGGGGAGAGCUCCUCGGGGGCUGCCUUUCGG
Messenger RNA from Emiliania huxleyi CCMP1516, 679 nucleotides. RefSeq lists its product as hypothetical. The record is from RefSeq and is a predicted model, not a curated record. The transcript has 4 exons. The coding region runs from base 26 to 532 and encodes 168 amino acids. NCBI's taxonomy places the organism in Eukaryota, Haptophyta, Isochrysidales, Noelaerhabdaceae.